Stylophora pistillata is the source of this 6996-nucleotide messenger RNA. Its product is annotated as bromodomain adjacent to zinc finger domain protein 1A. NCBI's taxonomy places the organism in Eukaryota, Metazoa, Cnidaria, Anthozoa, Scleractinia, Pocilloporidae. Gene Ontology annotation, cellular component: nuclear chromosome; CHRAC. Gene Ontology annotation, biological process: chromatin remodeling; regulation of DNA-templated transcription; positive regulation of DNA replication. Gene Ontology annotation, molecular function: DNA binding; protein binding. The record is from RefSeq and is a predicted model, not a curated record.
CAAAAAUUUUUCUGUGAUUUUCACGGCGAAAUCUCGCUAUAGUAAAGUUUUUUAUCCAUUUCAGAACUUGGGACCUUGCUGAGUACUAAAGGUAGUUUACUCUGGCGAAUUUUGGUGGAAUUCGAGUCGGUGCAUUUGGAAUAAAUGGCCUCCGAAAUGGGCAUCUCAGUUCUCGUGGACUAGAUGGUAUUGGAGGAAGUCUAUUGAAACAUCACGGCAUUGUAGGGACCCAACGAGCACACGAGCUGAGUGACCGGCCUGAAAUUUCCUCAGUUGCCCUAAACGGUUUGAUUCUUUCUCUUAGCCACAACAGCUUGGCUCGGGUUCUUAUAUAGAUAAUUCACCUAAGGUCUCGGAUCUCUUCUAACAAGAAGUCGUGGCCGGCUAACGCGCGUGUUGGGAGAGUUUCGCGGUCGACCACCGUACUCCCUGUUUGGCAGCUCAUGCCUCUUUUAAACAGAAAACCGUUUUCACCGACAAAACUGCCUUCAGAUCUGAAACCUGACGAAGAAGUCUUUGUUUGUCGCUAUACAAAUGAAGUUUUUCGGGAUUACAGGUCAUUUUUCGAGCGGACAAUUUUGUGUAGCAGCCUUCUUUGGAGCUGUAAAUACACUAACAAGAGUGGAUUAACCUACCAAGAGGCGCUUGAGUCGGAAAGAUCGAUUAGAAAGCAGGUCCAUAGCCUCCCAGAGCCCAUCCAGCGAGCGGCGCUGACUCUGGUCCACCACACUCAACGUGGUCGUUUAGCUAAUUUAUGCAAUGAAGUGUUUUCCUAUCUGAAAGAUCGCUACCAGGAAGGCGAAGAAGUUGAUAUACACUAUCUUUCGAGCAAGAAGAGAGGCAUUGUAACCAGGGUAAUUCCCCCUAAUGAGCUAACAAGCCAUGUAACUAAAUAUCAAAGCUUUCUAAGUGAUGGAUUGAAGCCAGGGAAACUGCUCUCUCCAAAAUCAAGGAAGCAAAGCCAAUCUGGAGCAACCUUACAGUCUCCCACAUCUAAGCAUCGUAACAGCAGUUCUGAUCGAACACCAUCUAAGGAAAGGAAAAAUAGUUCUAGUAGUUCAGACAGCCAGCCUUUAUCUACCCAAUCUAAAAAGUACAAUUCAGAGGGCAAGUUUACUAAAUCUCCCACUGUGAAAUCACCAAGGAAGAGUGUUGAUGACGAAUCUCUGUCAAAACAUAAAUCACGGAAACUAAGUGAGGAAAGUUCAGGUCAAAAGACUCCUAGCAAAUCUAGAAAGCUUUCAUCAGAUGGAAAAAGCAUGCCAUCUGGUAAAGCUACUAGUGAUAAGGCUGCAAAAAAGGCAUCUACACCCUCCUCAAAGAAAGGCAAUGAGGAGAAGCUUACAUCACCAAGGAGCAAGGAAUCUUGCAAGGGAACUGUAGCAGAGUCACCAAAACCCAAAACACCAAAUACUGGUAAAGUAAAAGGGUUUGUGGGUGAAAUUGUCAUUAUUGAUGAUGAUGAAAACAGUAGAGGAGAUACAAAGACUUCUCAAGGAACUUCUCCAAAGCUAUCAUCUCCGAAGGAGAAGCUAGUGUAUAACUGGCCAUCAGCAGCACUAUACAACUACGAAAUCAGAAUUCAGUCAGAUAAAAGGGACAAGGGAUCCAAGAAAAAGGAUAGUCAUGUUGAAACUGUUAUUGUUCAAGCAUCCAUGGUCAGUCGCAGAAAGGGUGUGUUCACACGAGACAAAGUGAAAAUGUUCUUGAAGAUUAGUUGUGAGAGGAGUACUCCCCAUUCUGAAGAUGGCAUCUAUAUUGUUCAGAGAGUAUUUAGGCAGAAGUUUGAUCUGGGUGAACCAGACAUUCAGCUGAAGCUUGGUUCUUCACCAAAGGAUAAGAAACAGAAGAAAAGGGGCAUCUCUCAUGCUGACCAAGAUGGAGAGAGUGAGCCAGCUAAAAAGAAAAGGAAAAGGAAGAAGGGAGAGGAAGGGAAGAGCGAAGGAGGAAUUUCUAAAAAGAAAGGAAAGAAGGAGAAGAAUAAAAAAAGUAAGGAAGAUAAGAUGAAGCUUCCACCUGAGGAAUGGCGCAAAAUCAUGGAACAAGAAAAGGAGAAGAGGAAAAAACAAAUGGAAGAAGAAAAAGAAAAAAAGAGACUGGAAAGAGAAAGGGAAAAAGCUGAGAACAAAGCCAAGAGAGAAGAGGAAAGGGCAGUCAAGAAGAUUGAGAGAGACAAGGAGCGUGAAAGACAAAAGGAAGAAAAGAGACUGGAGGCUAAACGACUGAAGGAAUGGAACAGACCAAGAGAAGACCUAGAGUUGGAUGAUUUGAAGGAUCUGCCUAAAACUGUUCCGGUCUCCAUCAAACUUUCAUCCAACCUGUUUGGAGAUAUGAUGAUGGUCUUGGAAUUUCUCAAUGUUUUUGGAAGCCUGUUUGACAUCAGAGAUGAAUUUCCUAGUGGCCUUACAUUUGCUAUGUUACAAGAAGCUCUAACUGAACAUGAUGCAGAGGGUGUUUACUAUGAUUUGCUGUUGUUCUUGUUGGGAGCAAUACUUCGCACUCACCUAGAAGAAGAGGAGGAAGAAGGCUUGGAUGGUACUCAUGAGCAUGAACCUGUCAUGGAUGUUGAAGAUGACGGUGAUGAGAAAUCACAGGCAACAGUGUCAGCCUCAGCCUCAAUGGCAGCUGCUUGGCCAAUGCAGCACCAGGGAAAACCUCUUCAUGAAUUAAUAAUGGACCCCUUCACAAGCUCUGAGCUGCUGAGAUUGCAUUUGUUAUCAUCUGGUGCCAGAAUAGGUUGCGGUGAGUCAUCUUAUCGCUGGCAGCGCCGCGGUGGAUUUACAUACAGUGAUGACGCUGGAGUAGAAUUUCGCCAUGCUGAACCUCAGCUAUUAAAAUCUUUGGUGACAGGGAAUAUCUACGAUAUGAAUGCUGGUGACAAACUCAAAAUUCUUGUUGCCCUGUGUACUCAAUUGAUAACAUAUGCAACAGCCAGAGACUAUAUUGAAGAAGGAUUUGAUCAGUGCCGCAAGGUCCGUCGGGAGUGGCAAGAGGACCAGUGGGCAGAUCAGCGGAAGGAGAAAGUGGAAGCAGCUGCAAAGUAUCGGCGGAAACAAGAGGAAAGACAGCGGCAGAAGGAGGAAAUGGAAAAACGGAAAAAAGAGAAGGAUCAGGAGAGGAUCGAUGCUGCAAAAGGAGAGUCCAGUGUAAAAACUGAAGAUGGAAUCAAGAUAGACUUGAAACGAGAGGAAGAAGAUCAAGGAAAGAAAGGAGGAAAGAAACUUACCAAAAAGAAGGACGAACAUGAGAAUACUUCUCAAGCGAGCGAAGCGAAAGAACCAACGACCACAGACAGCAAAGUAGACGAAAGCAAAGGUACGGCAGAGAAGGACGGCAACACAAAUCACGCUCCUGUUUUAACCAAAGAGGAGGAAGAAGAGUUGGCGCAGCAGAGACGUGAGGAACGCAAGAGGAAGGACCAGGAGUUUAUGAAUCAAUUGGCAAAAGCAGUAUCUAGAAGUGCAAUCCAGCCACUAGGACGAGACAGGGUCUACCGGCGAUACUGGGUAUUUAGAUCACUGCGAGGACUGUUUGUAGAGGAUGAUGACCCGGAUCAACACUUGCUGUUAGAGCCAGAGUCCGAGUCUGAAUCUGAGAAUAACGAGGAAGGAAGUGAUGAUGAAGGAAAAGAAGAAGGAAAAGAGAAUGGAAGUUUGUCAUUCGAUUCGAAUGAUUUGGUUAAAACGAAGAAGCAACAAACUGGUUUAGUGAACGGCGAUGCUACAGUAAAGAAGGAAUGCUUCGAGCGGAAAGUUAUGAACAUGUUUAAAGCUUAUCAUUUAGUUAGAGAAGCGUCUGAAGAUGAGACCUGGAGCGAGCUUUACAGGAAAAGACCUAUGGCGAAGUGGUCUUACUUUGCUUCCAGAGAAGACAUAGACGGUUUGUUAGAAGCAUUGAAUCCACGCGGAUUCCGCGAGAGACUUUUGAAAGAUGCAAUUCAACAAGAAUACAAACAACUUGCACUUGCUGUGGACAAGUGUCCGUUGAAAGCCGAUCUUCAGGCUCAGAAAAAGGAGUCCAAGCCUAAGGGAAAGCGAGGAGGUCGAAACCAGCCCACUGUAGAUAAGUCGCGGUAUAAGACAAUGGAGGAGUUCAUUGAAGCGAAUUUACGCGAUCAGAUACUUGACUUAGAGGACAGAAUAUGGCAGGGUGGACUGGGAGUUAUCAGGAAUAUAGACCGUGAGGCGUGGAGAGCUAAAUUGGAAAAUGGUAUCUAUGAUGAUAAGACUCAGACCCAACAUGCCAGCGACGAGUGUAAGGUCAAUGGAGUAAGUGAUGUCAAAGAAAAUGGUAAGGAACAGCUUAUGGAGCUUGAUGAAAGUGUUGGAGACGAUAGCAAGCUUAAUGAGGACAACAGAGAGGAAACAUUCAGUGUAAAGAAAGAAAGGCCAAUGAAUUGUGACGAGGAGGAACUGCCAAUUGUGAAUGGAGUUAAGGAUGAGAUUAAACACGGACACAAUACAGAAUCCGCAGAUGGCGUUAAAAUGGAAGUCAAGCCAGAUGAACGUUCAUUUACAGCUGUUCCAUCUAAUCUUCAGCUUAAUAGCUGCGCCUCACCCCCAGCGGCUGACACGCGGUGCAGUACACCCACUCUUAGCUUAUAUGUUGGACCUGUGGCAGUCAACCCCGCUGUCAGAGAACUUGCGCUGGAACUGCUCAAGGUAGAGCAAGGCAUAGAGAAAAAGUAUCUGAAUCCACCUCUUGGUGAGGACGAGGAGACCAAGCGACAGAGACAGAAAGAGGCGGCUGCUGCGGCUGUCAGCGAGUUCAACGAGGUGAUGAAAGCUGCAGAGACUAAGGAGAAGCAGAAGAAGGACAAGAAAAUGGAGAAUGAUAGUAACGGAGAAGAUGCAAAACAUAACAAGAAGAAGAAGGGCGAGGAUGAAGGAGAAGAGGGAAAUGACCACGAUAGGAGCUGUAGCCCGUCGGAGAAGGAGGAGGAGCAACCAAUAAAACAGAAGACAUGUCUGGAGAGGUGGGAGGAGUCCCUCCUUGUGUGUACAAAUUUGUCGCAGGUGUUUGUGCAUUUGAACACGUUGGAUCAGUCCAUUGCCUGGAGCAAGUCUGUGCUAAACGCUCGGUGUCGAUUGUGCAGAAGGAAAGGAGAUGCGGAACACAUGCUGCUUUGUGAUGCCUGUGAUAAGGGUCAUCAUAUGUACUGCCUUAAACCACCUAUCAAGGAGGUUCCCGAGGGACAGUGGUUUUGUGCUGAUUGUCGUCCUAAGGAAACAAGGCGCAGCGAGAGAAGGAAAAAGCCAGCGGUCAAUGAUGAGAAUGAAGAGGAAGAAAAUGAGCAGUCAAAAGAGGAAGAGGAAGAAAGCGAAGAAGUUAGCGAUGAGGAUGAAGCCGACAGUAAAUCAAACAGUGAUCAGGACGAGUCUGAACAAAGUGACGCCAGUGAAACCUCUGAGCAUGGCGAUCAAUGUGCAGUGUGUACUGAGGGGGGAGAGCUGCUGUGCUGUGACACAUGUCCACUUGCCUACCAUAUUGGUUGUGUUUAUCCACCCUUACGACGAAUUCCACGCGGGAACUGGGCAUGUCAGGUGUGUACUGGGGCAGACGAUGAACGGCCACGGAGCUGCCGCGUGAAGAAGGCCGCUAUCGAAGCUGCCCAGAGAAGUCUCCAGCGGAGCAUGAAGGCUGGGAAAAAGAAAGCCACCCGUAGCAAUUCCCGUCAGAGCAGCAGGCAAACAAAGAAAACGAACAGUCGGAGUCGGAAAAGACAACCGUCGUCUUCUCCAUCACCUCCACCGCUUUCACGAGCUGGCGCCAAAACUGACAAGUCUAGCAAGCGGCAGCGACUCUCUUCGUCGUCACCUUCACCGUCAUCUCGUUCUGCGUCGCCUGCGUUGAAAUCCAGUCGGAGAGGUACCGUUAAGAUAGCAUCGCGUAGCCGAGGUCGAAGUUCUCUCGAUUCUUCCCGAUCCUCGUCUCCAGUGCUUCUAUCUGAGCCGAGUCAAAAGGCUUCUGGAAGGAAAGAUCCUAAGCUGGGGGCAAAGUUUGUUUUGUGCCAAAAGUUGCUAAAUGAGAUGAUGAAACACGAGGACGCCUGGCCCUUCACUGAACCUGUGGACGUUGAUGAGAACCCUGAUUAUCUGCAGAUCAUAGAAAGGCCCAUGGACUUGGGAACCAUUAAGCAAAAUUUAGCUGCCAAAGCAUACGAUCAUGUGGAAGAUUUCGCCGCUGACGUUCGUCAAGUGUUCAUUAACUGUUCAGAAUAUUGUCGGCCACGAGGCAAGGAAGCCCGAGCUGGGAUUCGGUUGUCGGCUUUUUUUGAGACGCAGUACUCCGACAUGGGACUAGAUACGACAGAAGCUCGCACGACUCGAAGUAGACGAAUAUGAAUCCGCUGACAAGUGUGAAGAUUGAACCAAGAACCUGUGUGAAAAACAAAACUGAAGAACAGUAGUCUCUCUCGUCUCCGUUUUCUAUUUUAUGGGGGAAUAAGGAAAAAGGAGAAAUCAAUGUCUUCUCCGCCACUAAGUUGGUACUUUCUUGAACAUUGCUAAAGACACAGAGACGAAGCAAACUUUGACAACUUGUCAAAAAAAACUCAGUACUCACAUAAUUAUACUAUUCGUUCGCUUUAGUCGUCAAAUCAGUGCAUUUUGUACUUUGUUUAAGGCUCACUCGUCAGUCAAGCGGUAUCUCGCCAAAUAUCCAAAAAUAAGGGCAACGUCCAUUGCCGUGCAAUGCGAAUCGGCUUUACUUCGAAUAAGUUUAAAACAAACGCAUAAAACAAAAAAACAAAAACAAAAAAUACGCUUAAAAUGGAAUUAUUUAUGACUUGUUUGCGGAUUCGCUCAAAGUUGUAAGUGUUACACUUGAAAAUAGCGAUACAACACAAGACAUUCGUGCAAUUAAGUUUGUGGAACACAUGUCGAUUACAACUUUACUCCUAUGUAAUGUCCCAACUGCAUAUCCAAAAUUAUGAAAGCGUAGGAUAAGCAUGUAUAUAGUCAUCAAGAAAUAAAGUGAGUAACUUUAUAUCAUUAA